ACUACACCACACUGGCUCUCUACACCACACUGGGCCAGCCCUGCCUGUGCUCCUAGCCUACUUUUAUUGAAAUAUGUGUAGAUGCCAAAUAGUCGAUGCUUUUUCUUUCUUUCCUACAGGUAUCCUAUCAUUUUGCCGAAUGUGAAACUUCCUGGCCUUUGCCUAAACCAGGAAAGUUGUUUCAGUCCUAUCUUAUAUGCAGUACCGCCAUGCUUGUAAACGCAAACUGCCGCGACAGGACAUGCUUCUGGAACUGACAAGUACCCUAAAAGAAGGCUUCAGAUCACUUCUGGUGCGAUGUAAUAUUAUGUGCCUUGCCGGCCGGCCACAACACUUACAACAUUCAAAAUGGUGUACGGCGAAUUCUUCCACAGGCCGGGACAAGAUGAGGAGCUUGUCAACUUGAAUGUGGGUGGCUUUAAGCAGUCCAUUGGCCAAAGCACAUUGCUCAGAUUUCCCCAUACGAGACUCGGGAAGCUGCUCAAAUGCCAUUCAGAAGAAGCUAUUCUGGAACUGUGCGAUGACUACAGCGUUGCAGAGAAGGAGUACUACUUUGACCGGAACCCUUCCUUGUUCCGCUACGUGCUGAAUUUUUAUUACACAGGGAAACUCCACGUCAUGGAAGAGCUCUGCGUCUUCUCCUUCUGCCAGGAAAUAGAGUACUGGGGAAUCAACGAGCUCUUCCUUGACUCUUGCUGCAGCAACAGGUACCAAGAAAAGAAAGAAGAGGGAUUGGGACCAGAUAAGGAUUGGGACCAGAAAAGCAAUGCUGGAAGCCUGGAUACUUCUGACGACGAGUCGUCCAUCUUUGAGAAGGAUCUCGAGAAGUUUGAUAAGCAAUGGUUGGGGGAGUUGCGCAAGAACAUAUGGGUCAGAAUGGAGAACCCUGCCUCUUGCUUGUCCGCCAAGUUGAUUGCCGUUUCCUCCUUGAGCGUGGUCCUAGCAUCCAUUGUGACAAUGUGCAUCCAUAGCAUGCCGGAAUUCCAGAAGCUGGAUGCCAACGAAAGGGAGAUAGAAAACCCUAUUCUGGAAAUAGUGGAGAUCAUAUGCAUCAUCUGGUUCACCUCUGAGCUUAUGAUCAGAUUGGCUGCUGCUCCGAGUCAGAAAAAGUUCUGGAAGAACCCGCUGAACAUUAUAGACUUUGUCUCCAUCCUUCCGUUCUACGCCACUUUGGCCGUGGACACCAAAGAGGAGGAAAGUGAAGACAUCGAGAACAUGGGGAAAGUGGUCCAGAUCCUGCGUUUGAUGAGGAUAUUCCGUAUACUGAAGCUGGCUAGGCACUCUGUCGGGCUGCGGUCAUUGGGUGCCACUUUGAGGCACAGCUACCAUGAAGUUGGACUCCUGCUUUUGUUCCUGGCUGUUGGGAUUUCCAUUUUCUCCGUCCUGGUCUACUCUGUGGAAAAGGACGAUGACACAUCGGAGUUGCAGAGCAUCCCAAUCUGCUGGUGGUGGGCCACCAUUAGCAUGACCACCGUGGGCUAUGGAGACACCUACCCGGUCACCGUUGGAGGGAAGAUCAUUGGCACAACGUGCAUCAUCUGUGGAAUAUUAGUGGUAGCUCUUCCCAUCACUAUCAUUUUCAACAAGUUUUCCAAAUACUACCAGAAGCAGAAGGAUAUUGACGUGGACCAGUGCAACAACGACGCCAAGGAGAAGGCAAACGAGCUCCCUUAUUUUAAUAUUAGGGAUAUUUAUGCAAAAAGGAUGCACUCCUUUAUUUCUAGCCUUUCUUCAGUAGGAUUUGUAGCCAACGACCGAGAUUCAACGGACGCCUCAAGUAUCCAAGAUCUUGACGAUGUUUAUAACACAACAUCUUUGCAGAAUGAGCGUGCAUCUUUAGUCUCUUCGAAGACCCACCUGUGACGGGACCUGUAAUCUGCUGGUUACCCUCUGGCACUAAGCACAGCCAAAUGAAAUCCAUGCACAGUGAAGAGAGACUUCAGCACCCAACUAAUCAUGAAUGGUGAAAGGGAGCUCUCUCACACAGCACUAGGGGAGAUAAUCAGAAGCAGUAAGUGGCAAACACGAGGCCGUACGCUGACAGGAUUUUGCUACAGCUUAUUGUGCAUUUGCUGCUACAGCUUCGCUCCAGUCCCCCAUCCCACUAAGAAUAAGCCAUACAUGCCAUUGAUAGCCUCAUUUUAUACUUUCGGCCAGCAGGAGAAUUUCUGUAGAAUCCACCUAACCCCAUACGACCUAAUAAUGUCCAUUUGUUUGUGUGUCCCUUCCCUCUCCCCCUACAUGAAUUAACAAAGCAUCGGUCCUCGGGGUGCUGCCUAACUCUGCCAAAUGCUUCCUCUCAUGAUUGCCGCCAUUUCCUCCCGCUGCCGAACGAUGACGAUAAUAACCAUGUAUUGUGACUUGAUACUUGAUACUGCUUGAUCUUCCUUUGCUUGUUCUUGUUAAGAAAUGUCCAUUUUAAAGAAGAAGAAGGAGGAGAAGAAAACUUCCAAUAGGCCAACUGGGCAAAUAUCCCGGUAAACUACUUCACGAUAAGGCGGGCUACCUCAACACCAAUAAAAUUUUGCCAUGACCACCAGUGUCCUUUGGUUAGUGUGUGUGUGUGU
Zootoca vivipara (common lizard) is the source of this 2567-nucleotide messenger RNA. RefSeq names its product potassium voltage-gated channel modifier subfamily S member 3 (gene KCNS3). Gene Ontology annotation, biological process: potassium ion transmembrane transport; action potential; protein homooligomerization. Gene Ontology annotation, molecular function: protein binding; voltage-gated potassium channel activity. Gene Ontology annotation, cellular component: voltage-gated potassium channel complex; membrane. NCBI's taxonomy places the organism in Eukaryota, Metazoa, Chordata, Lepidosauria, Squamata, Lacertidae. The record is from RefSeq and is a predicted model, not a curated record.